Molecule: messenger RNA, 807 nt
Organism: Thelazia callipaeda (thelaziosis nematode)
Lineage: Eukaryota; Metazoa; Nematoda; Chromadorea; Rhabditida; Thelaziidae
Source: the annotation of a GenBank genome assembly
AUGUUCGAAUACGAUCGCUUGGCGUUAGAUGUUGCUGAACAGUUUCUGCGAUCUCGAUCGAGAGAGACGACAAUCUCCCCAUCUACGCAAAUUUUCGACCCUUUUAGAACAAUUGGUGUCGUGAGUUUUUCACCUUCUAACUCAGAUGCUUUUGAUUGUGGAGCAAGUUCCGGUUACGCAAGCCCUGGAACAGGUGAAACACCACUGUCAAGUCCCACACCACAAAUUUUUUCGUUGCCUAGUCAUGUACAGCGUGCACUCUGUGAUUCGGGAUGUUAUGAUGAUCUCGGAAAUGGUGCAGUAUUUCUUGGUCCAACCGUUAUAGAUAAUCUACAUAGCAAAAAGAUUGGAAACUCAGAGAAUGAUGAAAAUCUACCAUCACAAGCAGCUGAAAAAGAUGGAUUCUCAUCAGAUGAAAUUGCUCAGUUUACACAGUUACUUUGUUCACCGAAAAAAGCUCCUCCAUCAAAGUACCAAUGUCACAUUUGCUAUCGCACUGGGCACUAUAUAUCUGACUGUCCAAUGAGAUUUAAUAGUCCUUACGAAGAGCUCACUCCAUAUCAAGGUAGGAAAAAGUGCUACGGUGAAUUUCAAUGUCACCAGUGCAAAAGAAAGUGGACAAGCCAGAAUUCAGUUGCUAAUGAAGCACAGAGUUGCAUAAAAUGCCACAUCUCGGUAUUUCCACAUAAACAGUUACCUGUGGAUAAAGCUGUAGCCAUGGGUUUGGUGAAAGCACAACGUGUUGGCCCAACAAAGUUGGGACCAAUUGGCCACGGUCGUCCACCUUUCAAUACUAUUCGACAAUAA